GCGGGGCCGGCCCGAGGGGAGCCCCGGCCCCGCGCCAAUGGCGGCGGGGGGGCGGCUCUGCCCGGCCGGCCCGCUCGGUUACAGGAUGGAAAUUCCCGGCCUCCCCGGGGAGGGAGCUCGGGCUGCGCUCUCUGAAAGGCUCAUUUAUCUCCGCACUGCCGCCCGAGCGGGGUCCCGGGCUGCUGCUGCCGCCGGCCCGGCGCACCCCCGGCCCGCACCAUGCCCCGCGUCCCGGCCGCCGGCCCGCUGCUGCUGCUGCUGGCGCUGCUGCUGCUGGCGGCCCCGCACGGCGGCUCCGAGAGCCCCAAGGGCAAGCAGAAGGCGCUCCGCCAGCGGGAGGUGCUGGACGUGUAUAAUGGCAUGUGCUUACAAGGGCCCAGCGGUGUUCCUGGACGGGAUGGAAAUCCGGGAGCCAACGGGAUCCCUGGGACACCUGGGAUCCCGGGACGGGACGGGCUGAAGGGGGAGAAGGGCGAGUGCAUGCGUGAGAGCAUCGAGGAGUCCUGGACACCCAACUUCAAGCAGUGCUCGUGGAGCGCGCUCAAUUACGGCAUCGACCUUGGCAAGAUCGCGGAGUGCACGUUUACCAAGAUGCGCUCCAACAGCGCUCUCCGCGUGCUCUUCAGCGGCUCGCUGCGGCUCAAGUGCAGGAACGCCUGCUGCCAGCGCUGGUACUUCACCUUCAACGGGGCAGAGUGUGCUGGCCCGCUGCCCAUCGAAGCCAUAAUAUACUUAGAUCAAGGAAGCCCGGAGCUGAAUUCUACUAUCAACAUACACAGAACUUCCUCAGUGGAAGGCCUGUGCGAAGGGAUCAGCGCUGGCUUGGUGGAUAUCGCCAUCUGGGUUGGGACGUGCUCAGAUUACCCACGGGGAGAUGCUUCUACUGGAUGGAAUUCAGUCUCCCGAAUUAUCAUUGAAGAACUGCCAAAAUAACUUCCCUCCCUUUGUAUAAUACCUUUUUAUUAUUAUUAUUUUGUACUAUUUUUUUCGAAAUUUAUUUCAAUAGAGUUGGAUGCAAGUACUGGACUGAAAGGCACCAAAGCCUUGCAUCUGUAGCCUUUGUCUUGUUUUGCACAUGGCAGAGGCUUUUUUAAUAAAAAUUUUAGAAUAGAAAUAUCAAAAUCAAGUUCAUUAAUGUUUUAAAUUUCUUUUUUGAUGUAAUACCACCACUGUU
Messenger RNA from Prinia subflava (tawny-flanked prinia), 1174 nucleotides. RefSeq names its product collagen triple helix repeat containing 1 (gene CTHRC1). NCBI's taxonomy places the organism in Eukaryota, Metazoa, Chordata, Aves, Passeriformes, Cisticolidae. The record is from RefSeq and is a predicted model, not a curated record. The transcript has 4 exons. Bases 220 to 933 code for a protein of 237 amino acids.